AUGAAAUUUCUCAAAGUUUUUGCAAUUGUUCUUUUGGUUACUUGUACAGUGAAUGCUGAUGUUUAUCCUCAAUUAGAUAUAACACCCGAUGAAAAUGAUCCUAUUGUCCAGCAAUGGAUGAAACAAUAUGAUUUCAGUAAUAUUCCAAACUUACCAUGCUCUAACGGCGGUGUAGUUAACCAUGAACAACCUACCUGUGGUGGUAAUACCACAAUCGAUCCAAAUCAAGGAUCUUGGACUUGUCAAAAAUACGUUGCCCCCGAUGAUAUUCAAGCAUGUCCACUAACAGGAAAUUGGGGAGUAACUUAUGAUGAUGGGCCAUCGCCGGCGACGCCAGCUUUAUUAAACACUCUUGAAGAAUUAGAUUUGCAUGCCACGUUCUUCGUCAUUGGUAGUCGCGCAAUUUGUAAUCCUGAAAUUCUUUUAGAUGCUUACAAAAGAGGUCAUCAUAUUGCUGUGCAUACUUGGUCCCAUCCUGCACUUACUUCUCUUUCCAAUGCACAAAUCAUCGCAGAAAUAGGAUGGACAAUGAAGGCCAUCAAAGAUAUUAUCGGCGUCACACCUAUAUACUAUCGCCCUCCAUAUGGCGAUACCGACAAUCGCGUUCGUGCAAUUACACGUGCCAUGGGUUUAAUAACUGUUCUCUGGCUUCCAGACUUUGAUAGCAAUGAUUGGACUCUUGUCUCCACCCCACCUGAGCCAAUAAGCUAUGUAAUCAGUACUUUUAAUAAUUGGACUCAAAAAUUCCCAACGAUGUCCACAGGAUUUAUUGUUCUUGAACAUGAUCUUUAUAAUCAAACUGUAAAGGCGGCAAUAGAAGUCUUAAAAUUAGCAGUCAAAGUUAAAGGUUUAAACAUGACCACGGUUGCUGAAUGUGUAGGAGAUUCAAAACCCUAUCUAGAAAUUGGGGGUAAACCUAGUAACGUAGUAAACGUAGUAAACACGACAAGUAGCGAUUCAUCAAAUGCUACAUCCGCUAAUGGCCCGAAAACCUCUACUACUAGCUCUGAGAAUAUUUUAGAUCAUUCUCCAAAAAAUUUUCGUAUAUUGAUGUUAGAAAAAUAG
Messenger RNA from Dentiscutata erythropus, 1065 nucleotides. The record is from the annotation of a GenBank genome assembly. Lineage: Eukaryota; Fungi; Glomeromycota; Glomeromycetes; Diversisporales; Gigasporaceae.